Dermochelys coriacea (leatherback sea turtle) is the source of this 2431-nucleotide messenger RNA. Its product is annotated as complement factor H-like. The record is from RefSeq and is a predicted model, not a curated record. Bases 129 to 2363 code for a protein of 744 amino acids. The transcript has 13 exons. NCBI's taxonomy places the organism in Eukaryota, Metazoa, Chordata, Testudines, Dermochelyidae.
ACAUACAAUUUCUGUGUGUCUGGCUGUUUCCUUUCUUCGCUGGUCUCUGUCACGCUGAGCUCACACAGGAGCUGAGCCGAGAGGCAGAGCGCCUGGGGCUGAGUUCUGCCCUGGGGCUGUCUGGGAACAUGGCCCUGCAGGUGUCAGCUCUGGCCCUUCUCCUGGCCCUUCCCCCUGUGCUGUCUGCCCAGGGAGCAGGACUGCCCAGUUCCAGCCGCCCCAAGACUCCAGACACGUGCAGGAGGGAGGGAGCCUGGACCACGAAGGUGACGUUUCCCUCCGAGCUGACGGCGUUUCCGAUGAAUGGCACGGUGCUGGUGAUAUGCACUGAGAAGCCUGAAUCCGGGACGUUCCCUGCAAAAUGCACAGAGCUGAAGGACCGCGGGGCAGUCUGGGAUAUCAGCGGAGUCCAGUGUCUCAGGAUGUGCAAUGAUUGGGUGAGGCAGGUGGAUUUUGACCCUGCACAGACGGAGUUCGGCGUCGGGGCCGAGGGUCGGGUGACCUGUCGUCAGCAGUUCCAGCAGAACUCGUUCAAUGUGACGUGCAGAGAGACAGAGUCGGGGCACUUCGAAUGGGAACUGGGUGCACACAAGUGUGUCAGAAAAUGUAAAAUAUUCCAAACCUGGGACUCCAGAUUGCAGUUUUCCCCCAAGAGGCAGUUCUACUCCCCGGGUGAAUCGGUGACGCUGAGCUGCUCUGAGGGGUAUCGGCCAUCACCACCUGUGAUUGAAUGUGUCAGAAAUGGGAGCCUGUCUGUCUGGAGUGAGACACCCACCUGCCAGGGGGUUUGUACGACGGCAGGAAACUGGCCCCCGUCGGUCUCUGCUGUGUCCGCACGGACAGAGUUUGCCGUUGGCGAGAGGGUUUGGGUGACCUGCCUCCAGGAGCAGUACGAGGGGCGCUCGGCUUGGAUGCAGUGUACGGAGAGGCCUGGGCGCGUGGAGUGGGACACGAGCCACGUGAGCUGUGUGGAAAAGUGCCCCAAACCCAGCUGGGCCUCAGCUCUGCGGUUCGCACCGGACAAGAUAUAUUAUAGCAGGGAGGAGCCAGUCACCCUGAGCUGCCCUGAGGCGUUCAAACCCUCGCAUCCCAUGAUCACAUGUACCGGACAGGGGAACCGGAGCGUCUGGAAUGAGAUUGCUACCUGCCUGGAAAAAUGUGAAAUACGAAAACCCUGGGACUCCAGAUUGCAGUUUUCCCCCAAGAGGCAGUUCUACUCCCCGAGUGAAUCGGUGACGCUGAGCUGCUCUGAGGGGUAUCGGCCAUCACCACCUGUGAUUGAAUGUGUCAGAAAUGGGAGCCUGUCUGUCUGGAGUGAGACACCCACCUGCCAGGGGGUUUGUACGACGGCAGGAAACUGGCCCCCGUCGGUCUCUGCUGUGUCCGCACGGACAGAGUUUGCCGUUGGCGAGAGGGUUUGGGUGACCUGCCUCCAGGAGCAGUACGAGGGGCGCUCGGCUUGGAUGCAGUGUACGGAGAGGCCUGGGCGCGUGGAGUGGGACACGAGCCACGUGAGCUGUGUGGAAAAGUGCCCCAAACCCAGCUGGGCCUCAGCUCUGCGGUUCGCACCGGACAAGAUAUAUUAUAGCAGGGAGGAGCCAGUCACCCUGAGCUGCCCUGAGGCGUUCGAACCCUCGCAUCCCAUGAUCACAUGUACCGGACAGGGGAACCGGAGCGUCUGGAAUGAGAUUGCUACCUGCCUGGAAAAGUGUAAAGCUCCAGAAACGAGGGACACCAGGGUCCAGUUCGCCCUUGAGCAGCAGUUUUACAGCCAAGGGGACUUGGUGAAAUGGAGCUGCCCUGCGGGGUACCGACCCUCACAGCCUAUGAUCAGAUGCACUAGACACUGGAACCAGAGUGUCUGGAGUGGGACUGCCACCUGCACUGGGGUUUGUACGACGGCAGGAAACUGGCCCCCGUCGGUCUCUGCUGUGUCCGCACGGACAGAGUUUGCCGUUGGCGAGAGGGUUUGGGUGACCUGCCUCCAGGAGCAGUACGAGGGGCGCUCGGCUUGGAUGCAGUGUACGGAGAGGCCUGGGCGCGUGGAGUGGGACAUGAGCCACGUGAGCUGUGUGGAGAAAUGCCCCAGGCCCCAGUGGGACCCCAGACUCCGGUUUGUGCCAGACUGGCCGUUUUAUGGCCAGAAUGAACAGACGAGGCUGAGCUGCUCUGGGGGGGUCCCAGGCUUCGCUCUCUGUGAUCAGAUGUGUGAGAUGGAGUCGGACCCGGAAUUACUGGGCAGUGUGGGACCGGGGCACAUGGCGCCCUACCAGAGGGAACGUUACCUGUGCGGUGACCCCCCGGAUCAUCCCAGGGGCCCUGGAGAUUUCACCCACCACCAUCAAACUGCGCUGGACUUGUGAACCCCCCGAAUCCUGCCAGGGCAGCUGGAAGAUACAAGCCCAAUGCUGGCUGGAUGGACCCCUGUCAG